This is a messenger RNA of Drepanopeziza brunnea f. sp. 'multigermtubi' MB_m1, 1626 nucleotides long. RefSeq lists its product as uncharacterized. The record is from RefSeq and is a predicted model, not a curated record. NCBI's taxonomy places the organism in Eukaryota, Fungi, Ascomycota, Leotiomycetes, Helotiales, Drepanopezizaceae.
AUGGCAACUGAAGGCCCUAUGCACAGAGUCGAAUCCGCGACUGUAGAGUACGGAUAUCCUCGCGGCCAUCUGGGGCACCUCUCCAACGAGGAGCAGGCGGCUUUCAAGGACUUCAAGAUUUUAUGCCAGGAAAAGGGAUACUACAGACCUGCAACCGCCGACGAGGUAGAAACGCACGACGAUGCGACGCUUCUCCGUUUUCUGCGAGCCCGUCGCUUCGUAAUCGCAGAUGCGUUAAAGCAGUUCAAGGAGACGAAUGAUUGGCGGAAGGCAAACCAACUAGACACCCUCUACGAGACCAUCGACCUGGACCAGUACGAGGAGACGCGUAGAUUGUACCCCCAAUGGACAGGCCGCCGCGACCGUCGCGGCAUCCCGGUCUACGUCUUUGAAAUCAAGCAUCUCAACUCGAAAAAAAUGUCUGCCUACGAGAAGGCGGCGAAAGCAACCUCCUCCAAAGCCAGCACCGACGGCAGGACGCCUGCGAAAAUGCUACGUUUAUUUGCACUAUAUGAGAACCUGAUUCGUUUUGUGAUGCCGCUGUGUACAGCACUUACUGAUAGAGAGCACCCAAGGACGCCGAUCACGCAGAGUAAUAACAUUGUAGAUAUUUCGGGGGUUGGGUUGAAACAGUUUUGGAAUUUGAGGGCACAUAUGCAGGAUGCCAGCAUGCUGGCAACGGCGCAUUAUCCCGAAACGCUGGAUAGGAUAUUCAUUAUCGGCGCCCCCUCCUUCUUCCCCACCGUCUGGGGCUGGAUCAAGAAAUGGUUCGACCCCAUCACCACCUCCAAGAUCUUCAUCCUCUCGCACGCCGAGAUGAAGAAUACGCUAGAGUCUUUCAUCGACCCUGUCAACAUCCCCGUCAAAUACGGCGGGAAGCUUAAAUUUGAAUUUGGCGACCUCCCCCUGCUAGAUCCCGCCUUGGCCAAAGUGACGAAGUGGAAUGCGGGCAAGAGUGACUUUCCCCAUGGCCCAAUGUACUGGACCAACAAGAAAGGGCAGCCGGUUGAAGGGGAAGAGGUAGAAAUGGAGCGGGAGAUCACGGCGCAGAGCGUGGGCAGCAUUGCUGGCAAGGCCAGAAAGGUGGAAGUGUGCACGGUCACUCACGUGUUGGAUGGUAAUAAUGCUGUGGACGCCGUCACGAACGGCCAUGCUAUGGCGGGCACCGUGAACGCGAAUGCUGCGUCUGACGCACAGGCUGUCGACAGCGACGUCAAGCCAUCUCUUCCAAGCUCAGACGCCAAUGGCGAGAAACCAAAAGCAGCCGCCAUCUUGGUCCCCACACAAGCCCAGCCCGAAGCCCCAAUCGUGCAUCCGACACCCGCUCAAAAGGUAGAAGAGGGAGUACCAGUUCCCGCGAGCAGACCGGUACCAGAGAGAUUCGUCACCGCCUUAGAAGGGUUUCCUACGAAGGCGGGACAGGGCGCAGAGUUGAGUACCGGUAGUGCUGUGGAAGGAUUGGAAUUUGGUAAGAAAAGCGGGAAUGUGGAUGGGAAUGUUGCAGUCACGAAUGGGAACGGGGGAGUGAAAGGCCCGCAUAGUACCAUGACGGCGAAUCUGCUGGAUCCGAGCUUGGCAGUUGGUGCUGCGGGGCCUGGUUUCAGGAAGGAGGGGGAAAAGGCUUAG